AUGACGUCGAUAUACUCGACAAUGAAAGAGUCGAUUAUAAGGUUAGGAAACUCUGUAUAUAGGUUGCCUAAGGAUGAUACUGUUUUACAAAUAGUCCAGCCUAAAACCCACGGUAUGGUGGUAACCCGCGAUGAUAAGGAUGGUUCUCUCAUGUUGACUGAUAGUUCAUCUCCUCCUGUGGAGGCAGCGGAUAUCACACCAGCUAAACGCCGUGGAGAAUCAGUUAAUAAUUUAGAGGACGCUUAUGCUCAGAAGUCGGUUACAAAGUUGGUCUAUAGCCGUAGGAUUAAGCAGGAAAAGGAUUCUAAGAGAGGAUAA
Eruca vesicaria subsp. sativa (arugula) is the source of this 318-nucleotide messenger RNA. The record is from the annotation of a GenBank genome assembly. Lineage: Eukaryota; Viridiplantae; Streptophyta; Magnoliopsida; Brassicales; Brassicaceae.